AUGACUAGGGUCAUCACCCUCGUCGCCGUCUUCUUCUUCUUAUUAUUUGCGGGGCUUAUCAUCUUUCACGGAAGUCGUAGGUCCAAUCCGAAUCGACUAGCAUCAUCGUCAUCAUUUGCGGAGCAGGGGAAUUGGAACGACGAGUCCUGUGUUUAUACAUUAGAGUCAUCUCUUGGCGUCAAUGUUAGGAACGUGAAACCUGAGAAGCAGCCAAGAGCGGCCUCACUAUCUUCUGGGCCCUUUUCUCUUCUCAGCUGCAACGAUACGCCUUCGGAGUCAACAUUCAAAGGGGCGACUACUUCGGAGUCAACUCCAGGACGACCACGAGUUCUAUGUCGUUGA
This is a messenger RNA of Amoebophrya sp. A25, 342 nucleotides long. NCBI's taxonomy places the organism in Eukaryota, Dinophyceae, Syndiniales, Amoebophryaceae. The record is from the annotation of a GenBank genome assembly.